This is a messenger RNA of Iphiclides podalirius (scarce swallowtail), 1602 nucleotides long. The record is from the annotation of a GenBank genome assembly. Lineage: Eukaryota; Metazoa; Arthropoda; Insecta; Lepidoptera; Papilionidae.
AUGCACAAGGAGAAGGAAGAACUACACGCGCACAGAAGAGAGCAUCCACACUACGACCACAUCAUGCCAGAUGGCGAGAUGUUCCUUCAAGCGCUCAACGGUUUUCUGAUGAUCCUGACUUGCGAAGGAGAGGUGUUCUUCGCUACACACAGCAUCGAGAGCUACCUUGGCUUCCACCAGUCAGACAUAGUUCACCAGUCCGUUUACGAGCUGGUGCAUUCUGAGGACCGCGAGGAGCUGCAGAGACAAUUGCUGUGGAACUCCUUCCUAUCACCAGAAUCGAGCAACUUAACGCUUCAGGACGUCCUAAGACCUGAACGAACGCACCUUCUGGAGAGGAGUUUUACCGUCCGAUUUAGAUGUUUACUCGACAACACAUCGGGUUUCUUGAGGCUCGACAUCCGAGGCCGUAUCAAGGUACUUCACGGCCAGAAUAAGAAAACGGAAGAGCCCCCUCUAGCCCUUUUUGCAAUAUGUGCGCCCUUUGGUCCACCCAGUUUGCUGGAAAUACCGCAGAAAGAAGUCAUGUUCAAAAGCAAACAUAAGCUUGACCUUUGUCUUGUCUCUAUGGAUCAAAGGGGCAAAAUGCUGCUGGGUUACACCGACGCGGAACUUGCCAACAUGGGAGGCUACGACCUGGUGCACUACGACGAUCUGGCUUACGUGGCGAGCGCGCACCAAGAACUACUAAAAACCGGCGCGUCGGGAAUGAUCGCAUACCGCUUCCAAACGAAAGACGGCCAGUGGCAAUGGCUGCAAACUUCAUCAAGGCUUGUCUACAAGAACUCCAAGCCGGAUUUUGUCAUCAGUACGCAUAGGCCCCUCAUGGAAGAAGAAGGCAGGGAUCUGCUCGGCAAGAGGACGAUGGACUUCAAAGUGAGCUACCUCGACACCGGUCUCACCAGCCUCUACUUUUCCGAGACGGAGCAGUUGUCUGGCUGUGAAUCCACCGUCACCACCCCACCGAGGGCGGCUAGGCGGUACAAGACGCAGCUGCGCGACUUCCUAUCAACUUGCCGGAACAAACGUAGAGUUCCCUCCACGCCAGCUCCACCACCCGUCGACUAUCUAGCCGCGGACGCGGUCGCAGCGGCGUACACGAACCUCAACGGGGCGUACACAGGCCCGUACGGGGAAUACCCCCCAGCCCCGGCCUUGCACUACGCGCCUCCACCGCUGGACGAUAGAUUCCUGGCGGCGGACAACCUCUUCCACCAGUAUAAGCCACUGUCUUACCACUACACUCCUUACGCGCCUAACGGCUUCUUGGAGCCGGCGCCGCCGGGCUACGAGGUGGCACCCGCGUACCACAGACCACCGUCGAGGGAGUACACAUAUGUGGAUAGUACGGGAAGGUAUAUGAGCCCCGUGACGGGCCAGGAGAGGAGGUCGCCCAGUGUGGUCGCCGGCCCCAGUCCAGGGGGCUCUAGUGGCUCGACCGAGCAGGAAAGACUGCAACAGACCCAAGCCCCAGAGAUGCCAAGGCAGACGGUGCUAAUGUGGGGCGCCGGCGGCACCGCUCAAGAGGUGCCCGUGGAGUACUCUCCCCCUCAGGUUUGGCGCUACCACCCCUCGCAUUACCACACCGCUGAAGCAACUCAA